Messenger RNA from Rhodamnia argentea, 1071 nucleotides. Its product is annotated as transcription factor RSL2-like. The record is from RefSeq and is a predicted model, not a curated record. The transcript has 5 exons. Gene Ontology annotation, cellular component: nucleus. The coding region runs from base 1 to 1071 and encodes 356 amino acids. Gene Ontology annotation, molecular function: protein dimerization activity; DNA-binding transcription factor activity, RNA polymerase II-specific; RNA polymerase II cis-regulatory region sequence-specific DNA binding. Gene Ontology annotation, biological process: regulation of transcription by RNA polymerase II. Lineage: Eukaryota; Viridiplantae; Streptophyta; Magnoliopsida; Myrtales; Myrtaceae.
AUGGAGCCCCUAGGGACUGUUUCGGAGGGAGAAUGGAGCUCUCUCAGCGGUGUUUACACCUCUGAGGAGGCUGAUUUCAUGGCCCAAUUGCUUAACGAUUGGCCUCUCCAUGUCGACACCAAGGGCGGCUCCAAGGUCGGUGCACAGCACACACAUUGGCUGACUCAUGAGUCGAGCAUUGAUCUUUCAGGGAUUGAGGGGAGCUCAUUUUGUUCUUCCAAUGUCGCUUCUAGCUUGCAAUUUUUCCCACAAAUGAUUAGCUAUAACUGCGGCGGCUCUAGCAUAGUUUUCCCUCCUUCAGACCAUGAGAACUAUUACUUGAGUAAUCCUAAUGAAAUUUUGGUGAAUAGUACCGAACCGGUGACUCACGGGUCGUUUAGCUUAGGAUUGAGUAAUGAGUUAAACCAAGAAAUGAGUGAUUGCAAUGUGGAAGAUUCAGGAGGAGGAGCUCAGGCAGAUAGUUCUCUCAAAACCAGCGUUCAACCAAAAGGAGAAUCAGAAACUUCGGAGCGAGAAGUGGCUGAAGAAAAGAAAAAUCGCGUCACCAUCGAAAAUGCUAGGAAAAGAUCUCGGACUACCGGCAAUGUUCAAAAGAUGAAGAGGAAUGUUAAGUCAAAGAAGACCACGGAUCUUGAUCUUCCAAGCCAAGAUGAGGAAGACGGUAAUGCUCAAGGCAACAACCAGAGCUCAAGCACUUGCUGCUCGGAGGAGGAAUCCAGCGUUUCUCACGAGCAGAAUGCCGCGGGAGCGACCGAGAGCUCCAAGGAGCCGGCUCUGCUCAACCUUAGCAGCAAAACCCGAGCCAGCCGAGGCUCAGCCACUGAUCCUCAGAGCCUUUAUGCUAGAAAAAGAAGAGAGAGGAUUAGCCAACGUCUGAGGAUUCUGCAGGAACUCAUCCCGAACGGAACCAAGGUUGAUAUCAGCACAAUGCUUGAGGAAGCUGUUGACUAUGUGAAGUUUCUGCAGCUCCAGAUCAAGCUCUUGAGCUCGGAUGAGCUGUGGAUGUAUGCCCCGAUCACUUACAAUGGAAUGGACAUCGGACUCAAUCUGAAGCUCAACAUUCCGAGGUGA